CGAGCAGUGACGGAGGGAAUGCUUCACAUGUGUUUGAAACUCUGCAGAAACAGCGUUUGGGAAUAUGUAACCUUUUGAACGUUUGGAUUAUGGCUCAGACGUCGGGGGUAAAAACUCCUCUGAGGAGAUCCUUCAGCGAGCACGUGAAAGAGUCCACCAACAAGGCGUGGGACGCGUUCUGGAGGAGCGUGAGGGAGAGGCGGCUGAGGGAGAUUGAAGCCAAGGAGGCCUGUGAUUGGCUGCGAGCGGCCGGCUUCCCUCAGUAUGUGCAAUUAUUCAAAGACUGCAGGUUCCCCAUCGACCUCGAGUGGGCGAAGCGUGAUCACCACUUCCUGGAUAAAGACGCCCUCGAUUCACUCUGCAGGAGAUUAAGCACUUUAAACAAAAGCGUGGAAAUGAGGCUGGAGCUGCGGAGAUCAAAACGCCGGGUUGACGUCUGUGAUGAUGAAGACUUCUGUGCCAUCAGUCCAAACUGGACGUACGACAGGCGGACACGACGAUGGCGUCGCCUUGAUUUCUCGGUGGACGUCCUUCGUUUAUCCGACAGCCCCUCUGGACCCCAGGACGCGUCUCUGUGUGAUGUCAGCGACCGCCAUGAUGUCUGCUCCAUCCACAGCUCCAGCAGCACAGAGAGCGAGGGCCACAACGGACGCCAUGACGCUAACGCUUACUCGACCGCCACCACCAGCACGACGGACGACCAGGAGACCAGCAGGAGCUCCUCCCGCUGCUCCUCCAGGAACAAGACCCCGUCCCUGGACACGUCCUUCAGUGGACCCCCCUCUCCUGGAGGAUCAUCUGCUGAAGGUUGUUUCCCUGACAAACCGCCCAGGAAGAAGGGCUCCACUUUACUGAAGAAGAUGGAGAAGCUGAGGCUGAGAGGGAGGAGCGGCCUCCUCCACGCCGCUCACAACAGCGCGAGUAACAGAGGAAGUCAGGACCCGCAUUUUAUCAGCCGACCGAGACUAAACCAGGAUGAGGAGAGGCUGCACUGCCCGUCAAGUCUGCAGGGUCACCCCAGCAGCCGGGCAUCUUCCACGCCCUCGUCUCCUCACACCCUCAGCAGCAGCAGCAGUAACAGCCAAUCAGAGAGCAGCAGCACCGUCAGCACUCCAAGCCCGGUCACCCGGGUCAGGAGUAACUGUAAACGCUCCAACAGCGGUGCAGGGGAUCCGGCUCGGAACAACCAGAACUACGUAGGAACAGAGGACUUCAGGAACCAGAUCAACAACAACAACAACGUCAGCCACGAGAGUCUGAUCUUCCAAAUCCCCCACGGACACAAACCGGGGACCUUCCCCACCUCUCUGGCCCACAAACACGCCCUCCUGUCCCCCAUCGUCGACUCCUCCGUCAACUGGAGGACCGGGAGCUUCCACGGUUGCCAGGGGCGACGCAGCAGCCGUCGUGGCCCUUCAUCUCUGGUCGCCACCGGUGACCAGGACCCCUCGUCGUCUUCUUCCUCCUGUAACGUUGAAGUCCCCGGCCCGCUCUCUCUGCUGGAUCAUCGGCUGAGUAUCUACGACAACGUGCCCGACGACCAGCAGCUGUCAGGAAGUGAAGGCAGCGGCGGGGGGAGUGGCAGCGAUGCAGAGCGAAUGGGGGAGGAGUCAGAAGUGAGUCACCUGUUGGCAGGCGAGGACGUUUUCUCCGCCCUGGACGGCGUUCUGGAGAGAAUCAGCGACCUCCAGCAGCUGGUGUCCGCCUGGUCUGAAAGCCUUUCAGAGGACGAGGGUCCCAGAGGCUCCUCCUCCUCCUCGUCCUGCACGUCUCCCGCUUCCUCCUCACACCACUCACCUGCUCACGGCUCCUCCCCCUCCUCCCCCAGCCCCUCCUCCCCCAGCCACAUCCACCUGGAGGUGCAGCGUCCAGAGGAGGGGGAGGAGGAGGAGGGGGAGGAGGAGGAGGGGGAGGGGGAGGCACAUGAAGAGGAGCAGGACACAGGAGCAGUACGACCCCGGAGCAGCAGAGUCAGCCAGCAGCCUCACUGGUCCAGCGAGCAGAGUCUGCCCUCGCUGCCCACCAGUCCAGGAGUAGAGAACCAGUCAGUGUCCCAGUUCCUCCUGCUGCAGAAGCUCUCGCUGCUCAAGCUCACCGCUCUGAUGGACAAAUACUCGCCGUGCAGCAAGCAGGGCUGGAACUGGACGGUUCCUAAACCCCCGAGAAAGACAAAGGUGUUGGAGACGAAAGGCCGGCAGGUUUUUGGGGCCCCUUUGCUCCUCAGCGUCCAGCAGAGAGGAGAGCCUCUCCCUCCGAGCAUCCUCCGAGCACUCGUCCACCUGAGGAACGAGAGUCUGGAGCAGGUGGGUCUCUUCCGUAAGUCCGGGGUGAAGUCUCGUAUCCUGAACCUCCGUGAGCUGGUGGAGUCCAACCCCGACGGCGUUUCGUACGACGGUCAGUCAGCGUACGACGUGGCCGACAUGGUGAAGCAGUACUUCAGAGACCUUCCUGAACCCGUCUUCACCCGCACGCUCUGCGAGUCCUUCCUCCACAUCUACCAAUAUUUUCCAAAGGAUCAACAGCUGGCGGCGGCUCAGGCGGCCAUCUUGCUGCUCCCCGAUGAGAACAGGGAGGCUCUGCGGACGCUGCUGUUCUUCCUGCGGGACGUGGUGUCCUGUGUGGACGAGAACCAGAUGACUCCCACAAACCUCGCCGUCUGUCUGGCGCCUUCGCUCUUCCACCUGAACACGCUGAAGAGAGACGUCAACGUGACCACGUCGAGUCACAGGAAGUACAGCCUCGGCCGCCCGGACCAGCGGGACCUGAGCGAGAACCUGGCUGCCACUCAGGGUCUGGCCAACAUGAUCACCGAGGCGCAGAGACUCUUCCAGCUUCCAGAGUUUUGGCCGGGUCAGAGUGCUGCUGAGGACUCUACCUGUGUGGAGGGAGGGGGUCCGGGGUCUCCUGCUCAGAGUGGAGGGGGGGAGGAGCAGGACGAGAGGAGGAGGAGGCUGCAGCAGAGCACCGAGCAGCUCCUGAAGGAGGCCAAGAGCCGAGGCUGGGAGAGCCACCCAGCUCCAGAGCACGUCGAGCUGGACUACAAGAAGAUAAAUGACGGCUGCCCUCUCUGGAUGUGGCGUGGCGUGGUGGAGGUCGACGCCCCCCCGAAGGAGCUGCUCCACCGGCUGCUGAGGGAGCAGGCGCUGUGGGAGGAGAACCUGAGCCAGGCCGCCGUCAUCCAAACUUUAUCCAAGGACGCCGAGGUCUACCACUACGUCCUCAAGAGGCGGGGCCACAGCCUGGGCUCGCAACCCCCACAGGAGCACCUGCUGCUCAGGUAAUGAGGCACGGCGAGCCCCCGGGCGUCACACGGCGAGCGCCACGGAGCAGAACCAACACAUGAGUCAGAUCCUCUAAAAGAGUCAAAGUCAGAGACUCACUGCUUCUCUCUGAAGAGAGCAGGAAGUAACGCCGCUUUCAUCGGAGGUCAUUUUGGAGCGUUUGAUGGUCGACUGAGUAUUUAGGACGGGAGGACGGUCAGGCAGGACGCCAUUUAUCGGCUUGAUGUGUUUUUAAUGGAACACGAUUUAGAAACAUCAGGCUGAAACAACACUUCUGUUGAGGAACAGAUACAUGAAUCAUAACCGACCCGUUCAGACGGACUGUGAGGCGCCGCAGCGCUCGCGGGUUUGUACAAUAACGCACGCCGUCAUCAGUCAGGUCGUUAAAGAUACCUGGAUUCUUUUAGAUUGCACGUGUUUCUAAAACGAUACAACCUCGUACCGUCUUCAGUCAAAUCUUUAAAAGGCUUAUUUUUUUAAUCCAAACAGGAAGUAGAUCACCUACAAAAUAAAAGCAUCACAAAAACCUGAAACUGUUUUUAGAUGAUAAAUAAAGUUAUUUCAAACGCUCACAGGCUCUCUCUCUACCUCUCUCUCUCUCUCUACCUCUCUCUCUACCUCUCUCUCUCUACCUCUCUCUCUCUACCUC
This is a messenger RNA of Labrus mixtus (cuckoo wrasse), 3930 nucleotides long. Its product is annotated as rho GTPase-activating protein 7. Gene Ontology annotation, molecular function: lipid binding; protein binding; GTPase activator activity. Lineage: Eukaryota; Metazoa; Chordata; Actinopteri; Labriformes; Labridae. Gene Ontology annotation, biological process: signal transduction; actin cytoskeleton organization; regulation of Rho protein signal transduction. The record is from RefSeq and is a predicted model, not a curated record.